AUGACUUCUUCAACUUCUUAUUUGUUCACUGAUUUUUCAUCCUCCGCUUUUUCCUCAUCCUCUGAUGAUGAAAGCGAUGAUGCAAAAAUUGUUUCACUUGUGGGUCUUUAUGAGAUAAAUAAAGCUAGUAUGAUACAGAUGCUGACAGGAAGUGAUCAACCAAAGAAAAAAGUUUAUUCAUCUUCAACAUUUUGGAGACGUUUUAGAAUGCGUCGUGAUCUGUAUUUGCGAAUUUUGCAUGCCAUUGAAGCAUACGACACAUAUUUUGUUCAAAAAAAAGAUGCAACUCAUAUUCUCGGAUUGUCUCCACUUCAAAAGAUGACUUCAGCAAUUAGAAUGCUCGCAUAUGGAGUGGCAGUAGAUACGGUUGAUGAUUAUGUGCAAAUUGGGGAAAGGACGACAAUUAAAAGUUUGAAACACUUUUGCAAUUCAAUUAUCGAAAUCUUUGGACCUGAAUAUCUUAGAUCUCCAUCACCAACUGAUAGUGCUAGAUUACUUGCUAUUGGGGAGGUUUGUAGGUUUCUGGGCCAUCAGAAAAAGCCAACCAUAAUUCUUGAAGCAGUAAUUCUUAUGACUUGUGGAUUUGACAUGCAUUUUUUUGGAAUACCUAGAUCACACAAUGACUUGAAUGUCUUGGAUUGUUCGCCCUUAUUUUCUUAUUUUUCCCAAGGGAAAGCUCCGCCUACUAAUUUCACAGUUAAUAGACACACUUACAAUAUGGGUUAUUACCUUGCUGAUGAUAUAUAUCCUCCAUGGGCAACACUGGUGCAGACAAUCUCUUCUUCCCAAUGA
Molecule: messenger RNA, 792 nt
Organism: Camellia sinensis
Lineage: Eukaryota; Viridiplantae; Streptophyta; Magnoliopsida; Ericales; Theaceae
Source: RefSeq, a predicted model, not a curated record